GUGAUAGGACCGCAUUUCAGAGCUUGGCCCAGAAUGUCCUUUUGUAUUUAACCCCAUCAGUUCCGGUUCUUAUAAAUCAUGUCGGGGGUUCUGAGUUGUAGCUCCAGUCCUGUAUUUAGUGGCCCCUGGCGGCCGCCUCGCACGCUCUAGGAGACGGUGAGUUCUCACUUUGAUGUUUUAUUCCCCCCCCUUUAGGUUUUUUUUGUAUCAGACCUUCGUGCGACCGGACGAUGGGCCGCAUCUUCUUGGACCAUAUCGGGGGCACCCGCCUGUUUUCGUGCGCAAACUGCGACACGAUAUUAACCAACCGCUCGGAGCUGAUAUCCACUCGCUUCACCGGAGCCACGGGGAGAGCCUUCCUCUUCAACAAGGUGGUGAACCUGCAGUACAGCGAGGUCCAGGACCGCGUGAUGCUCACCGGCCGGCACAUGGUGCGCGACGUCAGCUGCAAGAACUGCAACAGCAAACUGGGCUGGAUCUACGAGUUUGCCACGGAGGACAGCCAGCGCUACAAGGAGGGCCGCGUCAUCCUGGAGCGGGCCCUGGUCCGCGAGAGCGAGGGCUUCGAGGAGCACGUGCCGUCCGACAACUCCUGAAGCUCCCCAUCGCCUUUCUGCUCGCUUUAGUUUUCUUCACCGAAAGUAAAAUCGCGGAUGAAAAAAAAAA
Spea bombifrons (plains spadefoot toad) is the source of this 666-nucleotide messenger RNA. RefSeq names its product yippee like 5 (gene YPEL5). The transcript is spliced from 2 exons. NCBI's taxonomy places the organism in Eukaryota, Metazoa, Chordata, Amphibia, Anura, Pelobatidae. The record is from RefSeq and is a predicted model, not a curated record. The coding region runs from base 231 to 596 and encodes 121 amino acids.